GAGUGUCCGGGGCGGGAACUGUCGCCUUGCUGACAUGGUUUUGUUCUUUGGUGGCGCCUUCGGGCCCCGCCCGAGGACCUCCGUGCGCCCUGGCCGAGUUUUACUCAUCAUGCAGAGGUGAUCCCAGGCUGGAGGGCGGGCGCAAGGCGUCCGGAGAACCCAGUAAUCCGAGAAUGCAGCAUCAGCCCUUCCCACCAAAGCACUUCCUUCCUUUUCCCGAACGUCCAGAGAGGGAGGGCCGCGCAGUUAUAAACUGGAGCCGCAGCUGAGUGGCAUGUCAGAGGCUGACUCGCUGGGGCCACGAGCCUGGGCUGGAAACGUCUAGGCGGCCACAGAGGCUAGCUGCUGUGUCCCAAGGCGUCUGAACCCUCUCUCCGGGCGCUGGGUGCCUGCACCAUCUCACAACUAGCAUUUUUCCGGGAACUUGUACGCGAACCCCUGGACAGCAUGCUUGGGGUUCUUCUUCUGGGUGUGCUGGCUCCAGCUGGCCUGGGGAUCUCCGCACUAACCGAGUUGCAAUCCAGAGGUAGUCAAUGCGUGGAAUACGAGUGUUUUGCGCUUUUCCAGGGCCCCAUGAACUUCCUCGCUGCCAGUCGUGCCUGUGAGAGCCUGCAAGGACAUCUAAUGACAGUGCGCUCCUCAGUGGCUGCCGAUGUCAUCUCCCUUUUGCUGAGCGACGACAGUAGCGUGAACUCACGCCCCUGGAUCGGUUUACAGCUCCCGCAGGGCUGUGGCGACCCGGGUAAUUUCGGGCCCCUGCGCGGCUUCCAAUGGGUUACUGGCGACAACAACACUAGUUACAGCAGGUGGGCGCGCCCCAGCGACCAGGCGGCUCCUCUCUGCGGCCCGCUGUGCGUCAUGGUCUCCACCGCAAUAGCUACUGCACCCGGCGAGCCGGCCUGGGAGGAGCAGAAGUGCGAGACCGAAGCCGACAGUUUCCUCUGUGAAUUCCACUUCACAACGUCCUGCAGGCCUUUGGCGAUGGAUCCCCGAGAUCCGGAGGCUGCCCACAUCUCCAGCAUCUACAGCACGCCGUUCGGAGUCCGUGGUGCGGACUUUCAGACUCUGCCAGUAGGCAGCUCCGCUAUUGUGGAGUCCCUCGGUUUGGAGCUAGUGUGUAGGGCCCAGCCUGGAACUUUAGGUGGACACUGGUCUCGGGAAGCAAUAGGAGCCUGGGACUGCAGGGUGGAGAAUGGUGGCUGCGAGUACUUGUGCAACAAGAGCAUGGGAGAGCCCAGAUGCCUCUGCCCCAGCGACACCGACCUGCAGGCAGAUGGUCGCUCAUGCACAAAACCCGUGGCGCUGUCGUGCAAUGACCUCUGCGAGCAUUUUUGCAUCAGCAACCCCGACGUGCCAGGCUCAUACUCCUGUAUGUGCGAGACAGGCUACCAGCUGGCGGCUGACCAACACAGGUGUGAGGAUGUGGAUGACUGUACGCAGGGGCCAAAUCCAUGCCCACAGCUCUGUGUCAACACCAAGGGCGGCUUUGAAUGUCUCUGCUAUGAUGGCUUUGAGUUGGUGGAUGGAGAGUGUGUGGAGCUCCUGGAUCCGUGCUUCGGAUCUGACUGUGAAUAUCAGUGCCAGCCAGUGAGCUCCACUGAGUACCUUUGCAUCUGCGCUGAGGGCUUUGCACCUAAACCCAAGGAACCGCAUAGGUGCGAAUUGUUCUGCAAUGCAAGUUCAUGCCCAGCUGACUGUGACCCUAACACUCCUACCGUUUGCCAUUGCCCUGGUGGCUUCAUCCUAGACGAAGGUUCCAUAUGUGAGGACAUCGACGAAUGCAGUCAAGGCGAAUGCGCCAGCAAUGAGUGUCGAAAUCUUCCUGGCUCCUUUGAGUGCAUAUGUGGGCCUGACACAGCCCUUGCUGGCCAGAUUAGCAAGGACUGUGACCCCAUCCCUGUUAUUGAAUACAACCAGGACCAUGGCUCUGGAGAGCCCCCAGUUAGUCCCACGCCAAGCUCUCCCACAGGUCCGCCCUCAGCAAAGCCAGUGCAUUCUGGCAUUCUCAUUGGCACCUCCAUCGCCAGCCUGUCCCUGGUGGUGGCGCUUUUGGCACUUCUCUGUCAUCUGCGCAAGAAGCAGACAGCUGCACGAGCAGAGCUAGAGUACAAGUGCGCAUCACCAGCCAAGGAGGUCAUACUGCAGGACGUGAGGACUGAUGGAAUGCUGCAGAAGUUCUGAAGGACUUUGCUCCAGAGACCCAGGUUGCCUUUAUUCUCUUGGUUCAGUACAUCUUUUCUCUGUCUCUAGCCUCCCAGCUGUGCUCUCUGGCAACUUAAAGACCUCCUGGCUAACAAAGUAACUGAUAACCAGAGAGGACCCUGCUCCAUCCUCAUGAGAAGCAGGGGUGAGGAGAAUUUGAAGCAGGAGAGCCCAGCUUCUUCCAAGUCGAUACUGGACAACUGGGCGGAGGUGACAAAUACACAGUGAAGACCAGACUGCAUAGUGUCCCAGGCCCUCACCUCAGGGUGCAGGAUGUAUAGUCGCUGCUAUCUCUACCCUUUAAGCGAACCUUGACCACACAGGCUAGAGAUAAACCAGAUAUUUAUUUUUUUUUAAAGUAUUUAGCAUUUGCUUCCUUUGGUUUUUCUUUGCCUCUACAUCUCCAGUCUGUGUCCCUGCCCUUUCUCUGUAUACCUCCAUUUCUCUCCCUCCCCUUUCUCACUAUUCUCCUUCCCAAACCUCAUCUUACUUUGCUUUUACCCUUCUCUCCUGACAAAACUCUUAUGUGAAACAGAAAAGAAACACUAAAAGUAAAAGUUAUCUUUUUCACUGGCUUUGGCAAUUUAGUUGGAAAUUUCAGGUUUCCAGAGCAAAAUAAUUUUAAUGAAAGUUAAAAUGCUACCGCUGAACACUAGUUAAUAAUGCUGGAAUGUCACAGAAAUUAAACUCAAGGAGGUUGGGUUUUUUGUUGUUGUUUUGUUUUGUUUUCAUCUUUAUUGUUGAAAAGGUGAGCCUCUGUAUGUUUUUCAUUGUUGCUGUUGUUUUGAUUUAGAAUAACAAAAUGGUAAUUAUUUUUAAGCUCUUUUUUUUAUACAGGCUCCUAUAGUUACUAAUUUUUGGCAGUGUUGAAAAUGUUCAGAUGAGCCUUAGUCCUAACAUUUUGUUGUUGCAAUAGAACAUUGCCAUCUUCAGAUGUAUUGGGCCACCUUUAUAACUAUCCUGGGAUGUAUGUGGUCCUUAAGCUGGACAUAUCUGAGACUGACAGAUGGAAGCAUUUUCCAGCAAAGUUUUGAGUUGCAUGCUUUGUGCCUAGCUGACUUUGAAGUGCACUUGGCCUCUUACAGACCCAACUAAAAGCAGUGUGCUGCUUAGGGAGUUGUGAGAACUUGGGGAUGGAGCCUAAAGGGUGCCUGGUUAGGGUCUUAUCUUAAUGAGGCUCUUGGACAAUAUAUUCUACUUCAGAGUAGCCCUGGCCGCUGGUCUGUGCACAAGAAUUGGGACCUCCCUUGGGAUCUGGCUAAAACUGCAAAAUCCUAAGUGCACCACCCCAUCCCCUUCACAAGAAGCUGCAUUUUAACAAGUUUCUGUGUUUCUGGAGGACAUGAAAUGUUGGUUAAUAAUAAGCAGCAGGCUAUGUUAGGCCAAUUAUUAUCAACAAACUGAGGAAUUUUUCACUGCUUAGCUUUGCUUUCUGACUGGAAAAAAGAAAAUGACUAGGUACACAUCUCUAGCUAUUGCCACACAGGGUCCGGAAGGGUUUUGGUUUAACUGUGCUAGGAGUGAACUCAUAUGUCAGUGUAAGAAAUAAAUGUAUCAUGUGUGUAUCUUUUGUAAGGAAAGGUUUUUCUUUACUGUUUUGUAAGCUCAGCAUAUUUGUACAUAGUUAUUUAUUUAUUGGGGUUUAGCUAGAACACAGGCAAAGCCUUUGCUUAUGAUGUCACAUGUACAAAAUAAACAGAGUAUAAUGAA
Messenger RNA from Phodopus roborovskii (desert hamster), 3912 nucleotides. RefSeq names its product thrombomodulin (gene Thbd). The record is from RefSeq and is a predicted model, not a curated record. Gene Ontology annotation, molecular function: calcium ion binding; transmembrane signaling receptor activity. The transcript has a single exon. The coding region runs from base 448 to 2181 and encodes 577 amino acids. NCBI's taxonomy places the organism in Eukaryota, Metazoa, Chordata, Mammalia, Rodentia, Cricetidae. Gene Ontology annotation, cellular component: membrane.